GCUCCAACAACACCUGCCCCACUAGUGCCUAACAGUAAUGUGACAAUUCUUAAUGCCUCUAUUACUAGAACUGAAUGUGGCAGGAAACAGCUGUGUGCAGCUCAGCCCUCUGGCUGUGACCCCUCAAACGGGACAUGUUUCUUCCUUGGUGCCCAAGCGCUUGGAGGUCAAAAUUUUAUGUUUGACCUUGCAGGAGAAUCAGACGGCUACAUUGCUGCCACGCUGUCACGUAACACACAGGGAGUCAAUGACACAACCUACAUCUGUGCAAAUAACAAUGGUGUAGUCAAAUUCUUCAGUGCUCUUCUGAACAACGGCAAGCUGACUCGCACACCGCUUAAAGUCAACACUGUGAGGGGCAAAGUCAGUGGAAAGAACAUCCAGUGUCAGUUUGCUGCCACAGUACCAGACUCUAAUAGCACCACAACUAGAGCAGACACAAGCACUACAAGUUUCUCAAUGUCAGUCUCCACUGGAACUUACAAUGCCAGUUCUGAUGGUCUGGGAAGCCCUACUGCCAAGAUAACAACUGGUGUGGUAGACCUGGCAAAUGUUAAUGCCACUAUCAAUAAUCAGAUUAAUUCCAACACCACAGCACCACCCAACACGACUGCAGCUCCAACAACACCUGCCCCACUGGUGCCUGACACUAAUGUGACAAUUCUUAAUGCCUCUAUUACUAGAACUGAAUGUGGCAGGAAACAGCUCUGUGCAGCUCAGCCCUCUGGCUGUGACCCCUCAAACGGGACAUGUUUCUUCCUUGGUGCCCAAGCGCUUGGAGGUCAAAAUUUUAUGUUUGACCUUGCAGGAGAAUCAGACGGCUACAUUGCUGCCACCCUGUCACGUAACACACAGGGAGUCAAUGACACAACCUACAUCUGUGCAAAUAACAAUGGUGUAGUCAAAUUCUUCAGUGCUCUUCUGAACAACGGCAAGCUGACUACUUUUACACCCCUUAAAGUCAACAAUGUGAGGGGCAAAGUCAGUGGAAAGAACAUCCAGUGUCAGUUUGCUGCCACAGUACCAGACUCUACUAGCACCACAACUAGAGCAGACACAAGCACUACAAGUUUCUCAAUGUCAGUCUCCACUGGAACUUACAAUGCCAGUUCUGAUGGUCUGGGAAGCCCUACUGCCAAGAUAACAACUGGUGUGGUAGACCUGGCAAAUGUUAAUGCCACUAUCAAUAAUCAGAUUAAUUCCAACACCACAGCACCACCCAACACGACUGCAGCUCCAACAACACCUGCCCCACUGGUGCCUGACACUAAUGUGACAAUUCUUAAUGCCUCUAUUACUAGAACUGAAUGUGGCAGGAAACAGCUGUGUGCAGCUCAGCCCUCUGGCUGUGACCCCUCAAACGGGACAUGUUUCUUCCUUGGUGCCCAAGCGCUUGGAGGUCAAAAUUUUAUGUUUGACCUUGCAGGAGAAUCAGACGGCUACAUUGCUGCCACCCUGUCACGUAACACACAGGGAGUCAAUGACACAACCUACAUCUGUGCAAAUAACAAUGGUGUAGUCAAAUUCUUCAGUGCUCUUCUGAACAACGGCAAGCUGACUCGCACACGUUUGAUAAAUGAUCAUUCUGCCUAUCUGCCUUAUUCUACCUAA
This is a messenger RNA of Oreochromis aureus, 1611 nucleotides long. RefSeq lists its product as uncharacterized. The coding region runs from base 178 to 1611 and encodes 477 amino acids. The transcript is spliced from 12 exons. The record is from RefSeq and is a predicted model, not a curated record. Lineage: Eukaryota; Metazoa; Chordata; Actinopteri; Cichliformes; Cichlidae. Gene Ontology annotation, biological process: regulation of glutamate receptor signaling pathway.